CUUCUAAUUAGAAGGUGCAUAUUCUUCAACUUUGCUUAGUUUUGCUGAUUUUAAGGUGCUAGAAGUUUUGGCUUAACCUAUUUUUCUGUUUCUGCUCAAUCCAUGGUAUUCUUUUUUUUUCUUUUUCAAUACUUUAUGACUUAUUGUUCUCUUUCUACAUAUGAGUUCUCCAAAAUUUAUGAGCUUCAUACCAUGGUAUUCUUUUUUGGGGAUUGUUUAGAUCUUAGGACAUGGGUUUUUUAUUUUUUAUUUUCAUGGAGCUUGGUUGUUUAACAAUGGAGGUUAGGCUCACUUGGCCUAGUCCAAGGACCUUAUGGGUGUUUAUCAUUUACUUUAUUUCUUAUAUCAAAUAUGCUAAUUUUUUUAUACACACUGGUUUUUUUUUUAUAGAGUCAUUGGGUUCUGCAACAAUACCUGCUAGAAACUCUCCAUCCACUACCAUUGCAAGAAGAUCUCCAUCCUAAAUGAGACAGUGGGAAAUUUAUGCAAGGAGGGGUGGUACUUAGCCUUGGAAAUCUCUCAACUCAGUAUGCUUGGGCUUUUGUUGGCUUAUUAGUCAUAGAAGUGAUCACUGCAAGCAUAACAGUUGUUAUAGGAACAACCUCGAAUUACUUUUUAGACAAUAGAAUUAAUAGAGUCGAGAUCCUUUUCCAUAGCGUUGGCUGCUUCUUUGUUGCAGUUUGCCUUGCUUCUACUGUCCACUCAUCUAAUGCAGCUGAUAAUAAAGAAAAGCUUGAAGGUUUUUCAUCUAAAGAGGGGUAUGUUUCAUUCAUUAAAUGUUAAGGUUAUCAAAGAAUUA
Molecule: messenger RNA, 799 nt
Organism: Humulus lupulus (European hop)
Lineage: Eukaryota; Viridiplantae; Streptophyta; Magnoliopsida; Rosales; Cannabaceae
Product: ureide permease 3-like
Exons: 3
Coding region: 484-783 (99 amino acids)
Biological process (GO): nitrogen compound transport
Cellular component (GO): membrane
Molecular function (GO): allantoin:proton symporter activity; uracil:monoatomic cation symporter activity
Source: RefSeq, a predicted model, not a curated record